UCGCAUCCUCAAUUAAUUGGAAGCUAGAUGAACCAGUUCGCAAUACCAACUUGAGGUAUGUAAGCAGGAGCGUGGCGAGAGGAUAACAAUAAACUAAUCCGUGAUUUCAAAUCGGUGGGAUUCUGAGAGAGCCGAGUUAAGAAGGCACUUCAAUACUGUGGUUUCAAAUCGGUGGAAAACGAAUAGACAAUGAAGGCCAUUAAAGACAGGAUUGCUAAACAUGGGAACGACCUAGACCUGCAUGACGAAGACGACGAGGUUGUCCGCGAGAUCCCAAUUGAAAUGGUUGAUGAAGAUUCUGAUCCAUUUAUAUCAGAAAAAGUAAAGUCAACAGCACAGAGACUACGGUUUGCUUCCAUGACUUUGUUUAGGGGUACGGUGUCAUAAAAUGUGAGGACAGGACUUCAUAAAAUGGUCUUCUAGAUUUUUUGUCCAAGUACUACGUAACCAGUUCGCGGAAAAAUUCGGAUGGAACUAGAUAUGAGGGAAAAGAGAGAUGACAUUGUUCAACCAAGUGUCCUUCAAGAAGCUAAUAGACUACGAAAGGAAUUAGACAGUGUUCGACAUAUGUUCGUUGGAGUUCGAAAAAAAAUAGAUAAUGUUCGACAUCAAAUCGAUACUCUUCGAGAAGAAAUCAACGUUUUUGUGGAAGAAGCAAGAUCAAUCGGACAUAAAAGUCAUUAUCAUCAAUAUCGGCAAAUUUAUCGGCAAAAGGGUAGUGGACUUAGGGAUGAAGCUGAUAAAGUUCGAGGUGAAGCUGAUAGAGUUCGGAGUGAAGCGGAUAGAGUUCGGAGUGAAGCUUAUGCUUUCCAAAGUACUCUUAGUUAUGAUUCAAUUGCAGAUAAGCGUGAAGCGCAAAGGGUUUAUGAGGAAGCACGAAGGGUUCGGGAGGAAGCACAAAGAGUUCGCGAUGAAGCACAAAGAGUUCGAGAUGAAGCAGAUGGGGUUCGAAACAAAGCAUAUAUGAUUCGAUGAGAACGCUUUAUUAAUAAUCAACCAGAAUGUUUAUUUAAUAACAAAAACAAAUUACUAAUUGUUUGGGCCUUUUGUAAUUUCUCAUUACUUGGUUGGCUUCUUUGUAAUAUUUUAUAAAUAUUGUGUACUCCCUCCGUCCCAUUUAAAAGGCUCCCACGUGGUUUACGAUGUUUGACUGACCAUAAAAGUAACUGACC
This is a messenger RNA of Cuscuta europaea, 1172 nucleotides long. The record is from the annotation of a GenBank genome assembly. NCBI's taxonomy places the organism in Eukaryota, Viridiplantae, Streptophyta, Magnoliopsida, Solanales, Convolvulaceae.